Gadus morhua (Atlantic cod) is the source of this 2971-nucleotide messenger RNA. RefSeq names its product matrix metallopeptidase 16b (membrane-inserted) (gene mmp16b). Gene Ontology annotation, cellular component: plasma membrane; extracellular matrix. The coding region runs from base 3 to 1598 and encodes 531 amino acids. The record is from RefSeq and is a predicted model, not a curated record. Gene Ontology annotation, biological process: collagen catabolic process; extracellular matrix organization; proteolysis. Lineage: Eukaryota; Metazoa; Chordata; Actinopteri; Gadiformes; Gadidae. The transcript is spliced from 8 exons. Gene Ontology annotation, molecular function: zinc ion binding; metalloendopeptidase activity.
CGAUGAAGAACGCCUCGCGCUCCCGGAAGCGGCGCUACGCACUGACGGGCCAGAAGUGGCAGCGCACACACAUCACCUACAGCAUCAAGAACGUGACGCCCAAGGUGGGCGCCAGGGAGACCCACGACGCCAUCCGCCGGGCCUUCGACGUGUGGCAGGGCGUGACGCCGCUGCGCUUCGAGGCCGUGCCCUACAGCGCCCUGGAGAGCGGCCGGCGCGACGUGGACAUCACCAUCAUCUUUGCCUCGGGUUUCCACGGCGACAGCUCGCCCUUCGACGGCGAAGGCGGCUUCCUGGCCCACGCCUACUUCCCCGGCCCCGGGAUCGGAGGAGACACGCACUUCGACUCGGAUGAACCCUGGACCCUCGGCAACCCCAACCAUGAUGGUAACGACCUGUUCCUGGUGGCGGUCCAUGAGUUGGGCCAUGCUCUGGGCCUGGAACACUCCAACGACCCCACAGCCAUCAUGGCUCCGUUCUACCAGUACAUGGACACAGAGAACUUCAAGCUACCUCACGACGACCUGCAGGGAAUACAGAAGAUUUACGGUCCGCCCGACCGCUCCCCUCAGCCCACCAGACCCCCGCCGACCGCCUCCCCGCCCCGCCUGCACCACCCGCCCUCCGACCCCCGGAAGCACGAGCGGCAGGUGCGGCCCCACCGCCCCCCCCAGGGGAACAAGCCCACCAACCCCAACGCCAAGCCCAACAUCUGCGACGGGGGCUUCAACACCCUGGCCAUCCUCCGCCAGGAGCUGUUUGUGUUCAAGGACCAGUGGUUCUGGCGUGUACGGGACAACUCGGUGGUCCCGGGCUACCCGAUGCAGAUCAAUUACUUCUGGCGAGGCCUGCCUUCCAAGAUAGACGCCGUCUACGAGAACAGUGAGGGGAAGUUUGUCUUCUUCAAAGGCAACCGUUUCUGGGUGUUCAAGGACACCACCCUGCAACCCACCUACCCUCAGGACAUCUCUCUGUUCGGCAGCGGCAUGCCCACGCAGAGCAUCGAGACGGCCGUGUGGUGGGAGGACGUGGCCAAGACCUACUUCUUCAAAGGGGACAGAUACUGGAGGUACAAUGAAGACAUGCGCACCAUGGACCCCGGCUACCCCAAACCCAUCGGCGUGUGGAAGGGCAUCCCGGACUCGCCCCAGGGCGCCUUCGUGGACAAGGCCAAUGGUAUGAGCUUCACCUACUUCUACAAGGGCAAGGAGUACUGGAAGUUCAACAACCAGAUGCUGCGCGUGGAGCCCAGCUACCCGCGCUCCAUCCUGCGGGACUUCAUGGGCUGCGACGGCCUGCCCGCCGACCACGACUGGGACUGGAGCCCCCCGAUGGUGGAGGAGCGCCACUACGACGGCGGCGGCGGGGGCGGCGGCGCGGGUGGAGGCGGUGGCGGCGGCGGGGGCGGGGGUGACGUUGACAUCGUCCCCAAGCUGGACCCGGCGUCGGGCGGCACGGAGAAGGCCGUGGCCAUCGCCAUCCCGUGCGUGCUGGCGCUGUGCAUGAUGGUGCUGCUCUACACCGUCUUCCAGUUCAGGAGGAAGAGCACGCAGCGCCACAUACUGUACUGCAAGCGCUCCAUGCAAGAGUGGGUGUGAGGACAACGCUACACUACGAACUGAGCCGGACUCAAAUCAAUGAACUUGUAUAGGAGGGAUGGGGGGGGGAGGGGGGGGCUCUGUCGGUGGUGUCCGUGUGAUUAAAACAUUGAAAAAAAAACUUCCUUGAGUACUGCACAUUGGAAGACGCAGGAAGGCGUGCUGGACAUUGAGGCUGCCUCCUUGACCCAGUCGUCAGACUCUUGCAUUAAAACUCUCGGAACUCUUCGUCUGCUCGGCUGAGGCGGAGAGAGUGGUGAGGUGAGGUCAACAUCGUCUUCAAGAGGAGGAGAGGGACGGAGAGAGAUCUGGAGAGGAUUUGAGGGAGAGGACGAGACACUCUUCGGUCCGACCUGUGUGUACAUUAUGUAUCUGCUUAAUCUCUCUUUUCUUUUUUUUCUGUAUCUUGAAAAUGAACUCAAUUAAGCCAGACAGCCGAGAGGGAAGUAUUCCUGUCUCUGCACGCCUCUAGAGCUGCUGUCAAGCGGAUGAAUUAGAUAUAGGCUACUACUUUCCUUUUUCCUCUUUCUUUUAAUUAACUCGCCCUCUAGCUGUGCUUCUCAAAUUGGGAACCCUGUAAAAAAGAUUGCUGACAUCGUGAAGAAGUAAUGCGCACCAAAUAUUAUCUUUACUUCCAAAGACAAUGGCUUCUGUUUUUGUUGCUGUUUUCUGGGGAUCGGCCAUGUUUCCAUGGCAGUCACAUGAUGGUUUUCAGCCAUCUCAAACUCCUCUCUGAAUGCACCCAUUACGUCUGUUCCAUCUCCUGAAUCCCCCCCAACGCAACGCAAGCUGCGAUUUAUUAAGAGCCAGCCACCAAGGGCUGUUGCUUCAGUCUUCAUAAGCAGGAGCCAGAAAUAUUUUCGGAGACUGCCUUCACACAUUUAUCACAAUUAGCGGGCUCCUCUCUAACUCUGGCGCUCUAUUCUUCUCUUUCCCUCCCUUUUCAUUUCUUUCCCCUCUUUCCAAGUAUAGCCGUCUUCUGCAGGACCGGGCAAAGAAGUGUGUCACCCCAAUUCUAAUUUGAAAAGUCAUUCAUCUAUUACUGAUGGGUUUUUUUGUAGCCUUGACUGAGCGUGCCAGAUAUGAAAAAUAUGCAUCUGUGUGUCUGUGUCCGGGAUGAAAGUGUGAGUAAGGGUGUAAUAAUGUGUAAAUAUUUCAAUUUCAACUGUAUGAUGAACGAAAUUGAUGGGCCAUCGUGCGUGUUUAAAUCUAAGAGGCAUGCGUCAAUCUGAGAGUAUGUAUGGUUCCUGGGCAAACCGUCUUUAAAUGGCCUGUGGCCGCCUACCAUCCAUAUUAUAAUGCAACUGUAAGGCAUUGUUGCUGUUCCAUGUUUACUUGAAAUAGACUCAAAAUAAAACCAUUCAUGUACAUGA